This is a messenger RNA of Carassius gibelio (silver crucian carp), 5067 nucleotides long. Its product is annotated as 2-hydroxyacylsphingosine 1-beta-galactosyltransferase. The transcript has 6 exons. Gene Ontology annotation, molecular function: UDP-glycosyltransferase activity. Lineage: Eukaryota; Metazoa; Chordata; Actinopteri; Cypriniformes; Cyprinidae. The record is from RefSeq and is a predicted model, not a curated record. Bases 152 to 1777 code for a protein of 541 amino acids.
AUAACCACCUCGCCUGUUGUGGCAAACGGGGCAGUUUUAACCAGCCAACACCAUUUGUGGAUUUAUGUAAAAGUGUCAGAAGCUCAGGAGAGCGAGGGGACGCGAAUUCCAGACUUUCGGACACCGAUCUGCCGGGUUCACCUGUACAGGCAUGAAGGCUUUUUUCCUGCUUGCCACAUUGCUGUGGUGUUUAACGGCAAGUUUCUCCUGGGCAGCUAAGAUUGUGGUAGUUCCUCCAAUUAUGUUUGAGAGCCACCUUUAUAUUUUUAAAACCCUGGCCUCUGCUCUCCAUGCUGAGGGCCAUGACACAGUCUUCCUGGUCUCCGAAGGUCGCGAGGUCCCACCUUCCAACCAUUAUCGUCUCCAGCGCUACCCUGGAAUCUUUAACAGCACCUCAGCCGAUGACUUCCUCCAAUCAAAAGUUCACAACAUUUUCUCAGGGCGUCUUACAGCACUGGAGCUUUUCGACAUCCUUGACCAUUAUUCUCAAAACUGUGAUGCCGUUGUUGGGAGUGCUUCUGUUAUGGAGCAGCUAAAACAUGAAAAGUUUGACCUCCUGCUCGUUGAUCCUAAUGAAAUGUGUGGAUUUGUUAUAGCUCACAUCUUGGGUGUCCAGUACGCAGUGUUCAGCACAGGACUGUGGUACCCUGCGGAAGUUGGGGCGCCAGCACCUCUGUCUUACGUCCCAGAAUUUAACUCUCUACUAACGGACCGUAUGUCAUUGUUCCAACGGGUAGCUAACACAGCAGUGUACCUGGUUUCCAGAUUUGGUGUCCGGUUCCUGGUUCUGCCCAAGUAUGAUCGCAUCAUGAGGAAAUACAACGUCCAGCCAUCUGUGUCCAUGCAUGAUCUAGUUCAGAACAGUCGACUCUGGAUGCUGUGUACUGACAUGGCCCUCGAGUUCCCACGACCCACUCUGCCACAUGUUGUCUAUGUAGGUGGCAUCCUCACCAAACCCCCCAGCCCCUUGCCGCAGGAGUUUGAAGCCUGGGUGAAGGAUACAGAUGAACAUGGUUUCGUAGUGGUGUCGUUUGGUGCAGGAGUCAAGUAUCUGUCAGAUGACAUUGCUCGGAAACUUGCAGGAGCCUUGAGCCGUCUUCCCCAGAGAGUCAUCUGGAGGUUCUCUGGAGUUCCUCCUUCCAAUCUUGGCAACAAUACUAAACUAGUGGAGUGGAUGCCACAGAACGACCUGUUGGGCCACACAAACACACGGGCCUUCUUGAGCCAUGGGGGCUUGAACAGCAUCUAUGAGGCCAUGUAUCACGGCGUGCCCGUGGUGGGGGUUCCACUGUUUGGAGAUCACUAUGACACCAUGACGCGAGUUCAGGCCAAAGGCAUGGGCAUAAUGCUUGAGUGGAAAAGGAUGAGUGAAGAAGACCUUUACACUGCUAUGGUUAAUGUCAUUACAGACACAAGGUAUCGUGAGCGAGCACAGCUGCUGUCUCAGAUUCAUAAAGAUCAGCCUGGUCAUCCGGUGAAUCGGGCGGUUUACUGGAUUAGCUAUAUACUGCGUCAUCGUGGCGCCGACCACCUCCGUUCUGCAGUCUAUGAGAUCUCCACCUACCAGUAUUUCUUAUUGGAUGUCGCUGUGGUGUUAGGAGUGUGCCUGCUUUUCCUUGGCUACUUGUUAUACCGAAUAGGCAAGUGCAUCCGGUCACGAAUGGUGCGCGGUUCAUCUCCGGAAGAGAAGGUGAAUGGACAUUGUCAUAAUGGAAUUCCAAAUGGCAAGCACAAAAGAAAUGGCCAUGUUAGAAGUACGGAGAAGAAACUAAAGUAAAGCACUAGGAGAAAUCAAAACUAACGCUUCACUAAAAAGAGGAAUUAACUACUCUUCACUCAAAGCAGGGCCUAUCCAGGAAAUAAAUAAAUGGGUCAUUAAAGAAACAAACCAACCAUUAUAACAACAAACUGUAAGUGGGAAGCCAAAGUAAGGAAGAAUGGAAGAAAACCAGAAAACAGAAACAGAAAGCUCCUGAGAAUAUAUAUUUUUUCUCCCCUGUUGAAUGGUGAUUACCUUCAGUUGUAGUCUUGACUGUUGAGUUUAUCCUUGUGGAAAAAGCCACAGUUUUGAAGUUUAGGACGUAACGAGAAGCUAUCAUGCUAGGGGGCAUCAGGUUUUAAAACAACAGAGAUCUAUAUCUAUUUAUAGAAAUGUCAUACUUUUUUGUGCGCUGAAUUUAAUUUAUGUUCUAUAUUUAUGUUUCACGCACUCCGUCCCUCCUUUGUUUUCAUUUCUUCGGGAAUAUUAAUUCUUGGAUGUUAGCAGCGCUAGCAAGCUAGCAUAUUUGCUAGUGUUUAUGCUGCCAGCCUAGCUUUAAUCUUUUAAUAGAAUUUUCAUUCUGCUAACAUACAACUUCAUUCCUUGUAGAAACAAAUCUGCACUAGUUAAUGCUGCUGGUUAUGCUAGCUAUGUAAAAUGCUAGAGAUUUUGAUGGAUGGGGAUAGUUAAACUUGAAACUUUGCUUCCAUUUACAUACCAUGGAUGUUUAUGUUUUGAAGUUUCAAUUCUAUCCUCAUCUUUACUGAAUGGUUUAUUUUAUUAAACAAAUCGUGCUUAGGAGGAACAUUUUAGGGGGGUGGGAGGUAUAUAGCAGGGUGAUAAUAUAAUUGGAGAUACAUUUGGCAUUUCAUAAAGUUAAGAAAAAAAACUGUUCACUAACAAAAAAAAAUUUUCAGUAUCUUAUUGAAAAUAUAUUACAUUUUAAUAAUUCAGUGCUUGCUUUUUUACUUUUAAUGAAAAAAAAACAGAUGUCUUUAUGGUAUUUUUUUGUCAACUCUGUUACGGACAAAUUAGGCAAUGUGUAGAAAUAACAAUAAAUCAUAACAGGAAAAAUCCUUCUUGUAUCAUUACACAAACAGUACUUACAUUACAACAUUUGAAACUGAGAUAAUAUUUAACCUAUGCAUACCUUAAAAACAAAAAAUAGCUAUAUUUUCACAGAACUGUCCACUUGGAGCAAAUCUUUUUCAUUUGAAAAUGUAUUGUAUACAAUAUCCAGUAAAAAAAAAAAAAAAAAAAAAAAAAGAGAGGAGAAAUGUUUUCGAAAUAAUAUAAGGGUACAUCAUAUCUCAAUGUUUAUGAGAUUUUAAGCAAAAAUUAAAUAGUUUUUUGGUGAAAAUAGAUCAUAAACAGAGUUGAACUCUAUUGUCAGCAUUGUUACUUUGGUAACAGAGUUUGACGGUAACAGAACUGACAAUUUCAUUUUAUUUUUGCCAAAAUAAAGCACAUGGCACUAAUGAGUAAAAUACCUUUAAAUAACCCAAUUUGUGAUCAGUAAUACAUUUUGUUUUCCUUUUGAUAUUGUGGUAACAGUGUUGAAGUUCAUCGAAAUAACGCUUUGUAUAAACUUUUGAUUAGAUUAAAAUAUUUUCUGAGAGAGAGCACACAGACUUUUCAGUGGUUCAGAUCUAAUCAGUGAGGUGAAGUGUCAUCAUUUCCUGUAUCUUACAUAGUUGUGGGAGAUAAUUCUACAAAUUUAAAGGCAAAAUAUAGUAUGGAAACAGAGUUGACGCGAUAUUUAUGGACACAAUUGUAUACAAUUUUUUUUUUUUUUUUUUUUUUUUUAAUUUAAUGUUGUAGAAUGAAAUAAAUUAGUAUUUAGGGAUUUUAUUAAUUAAAUGACUGAAAUAUUACAAGAAGAAAAGUAAAAUAAAAUAUUUAGAUUACACAAUGAUACAUGAUGGAAAAAAAGCUCAUUCGGACAACAUGAAAUCAUUAGCUUUUGAGCUAUUUAAGACACUUUUUACACAUUAUGUUGUUAUUGGCUGUAAGAUCUUGUAAUUCAUAACAGUAAGUAACAAAUUAUUAAAAUGAUACAAAAUAUAACCAUUUGGAAAAAAGUAAUGACUUUGGAUGCCAAAUGUAUCUGCAAUUAUAGAAUCACCCAGCACACUUUGUGUGUCUCGAUGUCACAAACAUUUUUUUCUUUAUUAGAAUAAUAGUAGUAUCAGACGAGUGUUGUUAUCAACGCAAAAGAUUGUUUGCUGAUAUUUUCCCAUAAAUCAAUAAGCAUAGAGUGACCUGGAGGAAUUUGGGACUGUAAUGAACAUUUCCCAUGGUGCUCUACUGGAUCUUUUAACCUUUUAAGCCAUUUUCAUCACUGGAAGUUCUGUUAAAGGCAAUAUUUUGGUAACAUUUCCAUCUAACAUUUAGUUGUGUGACUUUUCACCACGUGGCAAUAAACAGAUCUUCUGCAAUUUAUUUGUGCGUUAAAGUGCAUUCUAAGCCUCAGAGGUUUUAUUUUAAAUAAAUGCCACUGGACAACCUGUUAUAAAAUCACACGCUGUUUUUACAACUCAAUGUCAGACUGAACUGUUGCCAGUAAUAGUCUCAGUGUGAUAGUUUUAAAUCCACCUCAACACUGUUCAUAUAAUCCUUGGUUUUUUUUCUCCCACGUCACAAAACCGUCAAAUCACCUUAAGAUCGCAAAACCAAAAUAGCUUAGUGUAAAUGAAGAAUCACUGAUGUCCUAAUUUGUAAUUGUUUUUACCAUGAGCUUGAAAGCAUUUCUUCAGCCAAGCACUGUUUUAGACUGUCCAUACUUGAACAUACGCUAGCUGCAAUAUGGCUGCAAAUGCAUCAGAGCUAUGACUGGUGAAACAGUGACGCACACUCACACAUUUUAAACAUUAUACUUGUUUUCUAGUUGUUUGUUUUGUAUGAUUUUCAGUAUUAAUAUAAGAUGGUUAACAACAGAGGAAAAAGCUGCAGAUGGACUCUAACCUUAAAGGCAGUGUGUGUGCGUGUGGUAAUAGAUUGUUAUUUCUUACAUAUGUGAAGUGUGUAUGCAUGUGUAUUUGAAUGGGGUUGCUUGAGCCUUCUUGUGUCCAGCUUUCCCUUUACAUACUGAUCAUUUAAAACCAAUGUUCCAGUUUGCUUACAGUGCAUUGAAACCUUUCUUUGCCUCUCAUAUGCUGUUUCCUGAUAACGUCCUUGUAGAAGUAGUUGUUAAAAAGUGCUUGAAGGAGUUUUUUUCAUAAUGAUUUAAUGUGUGUCUGUGUCAUGUAAAUAAAAAAGACAAACAAAAACACUAAUGGUAAAUAAACAUUAAAUAUUUUGUUUGCUUA